This is a messenger RNA of Pseudo-nitzschia multistriata, 1186 nucleotides long. NCBI's taxonomy places the organism in Eukaryota, Bacillariophyta, Bacillariophyceae, Bacillariales, Bacillariaceae. The record is from the annotation of a GenBank genome assembly.
AUAACUAUACUACUGUAUUGGAUAUGUUAAGUGCAAAAAGAACCAUUCAAAUUGCUCUUAUAUUGAGCUUAUUUCAGUAGAAAAGGUGAAACUGGACACUCAUUGGGGACCGGAGGAAGUACUUCGGAAGUCUUAACUGGGGACCAAUUCGCACCGUUAAAUUUUGAGGCGUUCCGCACCCCUCUAGUACGGUAGUGUACGUAAUGAUGAACCCUAGCUGUACGCUACCGUACCACCGUCCACCGUCCACAAUAGUAGUACCUAUAUGUAUGUAUAGUACAUAAAUAUCUUAUGUAGAAGGAGUUCCAACCCCCAUACCGCUUUACUAUUUGGUGGUGUCGGGAUGCAACCCACAUCAUGAUAUCUCGAACGUGAGGAGAAAUGGAAUACGGUAGGGUACGAUAGGAGGACCAGUCUAAUCGACCGAUAGCGCCAACCUGGGCACAAUUUGAUAUUCGUCGGAAACUUUAAAAUACACUAGCAAAAUGGUAAGAGAUCGUCAUGACAUGAUGAUCCGCCUUCCUGAUCUUUGACACUCUGGUUUUCAACUCCAGAGUGAAAGAUUCAGGGGCCAAAGGGCGGUGUCCACUUAUACAUCACAACCAACCAUCCUGAAAGAGAGCAGAGUGAACUCGUGCUUUGGAUUGUGUGGUGGGUGCGUGGUGGUAAUUCUUUUUCUAAACCAAAACAAUGGUUAAUUUUUAGAUUGCGUACUUAACUUUUUGUUUUCCGUAAACGACUYGAUGCGCCUUUCAACUUUUCCAGGUCAAAGCCAAGAAAUCCGUUGUCAAGUUUGUCAUUGACUGCACGCAGCCCGUGGACGAUAAGGUUCUCGAUGUGGCCAUGUUCGAGAAGUACCUUCACGACAAAAUCAAGAUCGGGGGAAAGACAGCUGCACUUGCGGCCAACAAUGUUGUGAUCUCUAGAGAUCGAACGAAAUUGACCAUUGCCAGCCCGGCCGAACUCAAGUUCAGCAAGCGUCAAUUGAAGUACCUCUCCAAACGAUACUUGAAGAAGCAGCAGCUUCGAGACUACCUUCGUGUCGUUGCCGCCAGCAAGAACUCGUACGAAAUGCGUUACUUCUCCAUUAGCGGAGGUGACGAUGCUGAUGAAGAGUAAAGCCUAUGUAUCCUCUAGAACGAAUUUAACUCCUGCUGAGUUCCCCCAAUAAACUUUUUUUCCAAGC